This is a messenger RNA of Neltuma alba, 1907 nucleotides long. RefSeq names its product pentatricopeptide repeat-containing protein At1g51965, mitochondrial. Lineage: Eukaryota; Viridiplantae; Streptophyta; Magnoliopsida; Fabales; Fabaceae. The annotation marks the transcript as partial. Gene Ontology annotation, molecular function: protein binding; mRNA binding. The record is from RefSeq and is a predicted model, not a curated record. The transcript is spliced from 2 exons.
ACAUACACCAUUAUGAUCAGAAUGACCGGCAAAAUUGGUAAAACUAAUGAGUCAAUAGCCCUUUUUCAGGAAAUGUUGAAUAAGGGUUGCACUCUUCAUUUGAUUGCUUAUAACACUAUGAUUCAGGCACUUGCUAAGGGCCGGAUGGUUGACAGGGCCAUCCAACUCUUCUCAAAAAUGAUGGAGAAUGAUUGUCAGCCCAAUGAAUUCACAUACAGUGUGCUUUUGAAUGUUCUAAUUGCUGAAGGACAACUAAGUAAACUUGACACUGUUUUGAAGUUAUCGAAGAAAUAUCUGAAUAGGAAAAUAUAUGCAUAUCUUGUAAAGACUCUAUGCGAAUUGGGUCAUUUAAGUGAGGCUCACAGGGUAUUUUGCAACAUGUGGAGCUUUUUUAAUGAGGGUGACAAGAAUGCUUGUAUGGCCAUGUUGGAGAGUCUAUGCUGCUCUGGUAAAACAAUGGAGGCUAUAGAGCUUCUAAAUAAAAUUCAUGAAAAGGGCAUCAGUACUGAUACAAUAAUGUAUAACACGGUAUUCACAGCUCUUGGAAAAUUGAAACAAAUAUCACACAUUCAUGAUCUUUUUGAAAAGAUGAAACAAGAUGGACCUCUGCCUGAUAUAUUUACCUACAAUAUCCUGAUUGCUAGCUUUGGAAGGGCUGGAAGAAUUGAUGAUGCUAUUAAAAUUUUUGAGGAACUGGAGACUAGCACUUGUAAACCUGAUGUUAUCUCUUAUAACUGCUUGAUUAAUUGCCUUGGUAAAAAUGGGGAUCUUGAUGAAGCUCACAUGAGGUUUAUAGAGAUGCAAGAGAAAGGAUUAAAUCCGGAUGUUGUCACCUAUAGCACACUUAUUGAAUGCUUUGGCAAGACAGAUGAAGUUGAGAUGGCUGGUAGAUUGUUUGAUGAAAUGCUUGCUAAAGGAUGCUCUCCUAAUAUUGUCACGUAUAAUAUCUUACUUGACUGUCUUGAAAGGGGUGGGAGAACUGCCGAGGCUGUGGAACUUUAUGCAAAACUUAAGCAGCAAGGAUUGACCCCAGAUUCAAUUACUUAUGCAGUUCUUGAUCGGUUGCAAAGUGGUGGGCACAGGAAGUUUAGAGUUCGUAGGCAAAAUCCUAUCACUGGCUGGGUUGUUAGCCCUUUAUGAAGGUGCAUGCAACAAAAUUAUAUUGUCAAUUGUGGGUUGCUUCUGGACAUUUUUGGGGCUAUGUGCUAAAUCUAUAGCUUUGUAGUUGAUCUAGAAGCUAAAUUAGUAUGGCCAUUUGAUAAUGGGAGCGUCAAGAGGAAUUUAUGCUGGAUGACUGGGGAAUUUUCUAGUUCUCCAUUGCAUUUGGAUGUGCCACUUGCCAGGCAUUUGCUCUUUGUUCUACAAGCUGAUUUUGGUUGUCAAGCAAGGUAAAGAUCAUUACUCUUCCUAAUGGCGAAUGAUUAAGAAAGGGAAAAGAGAAUCUGGAGUGAUAUGGUCAAUGGUGGCAGUCUGCGUUUGGUAUGCACGGAGAUAAAGGAGAAUGGGAGAGGAAAAAAUGGAGUAAUUUAGGUAUAUGUUUCCCAGAUUUCCAUCGAACUUCCUUGCAGUUGUAGGAAUCUGCCUUCCCUCUGCUCAAUGGAAUGGACCAUUCCUCCUGGGAGAAGUAAAAAGACCAUCUUGCCCCUCUCAAAUCCCUCCUCUACAAUUGAACUUUCUACCUUCCUACCUCAUCCUUCUUGAGCCGAUGGAGCUUCAUCUUCCACCAGAGUUCAUAACUUCGACGGAGAAGAGGCCUGGUGCUUUGCCUGUAGAGUAUGUUGGGUUGGGGUCACUUUUUUAAAAUUAGAAGGCUCUAGAGGCAUAGUACAUCUAGCUUCAGUUCUCAUAUAUAUAGUUAUCAUCCUUUUUUAUCUUCAUUGGUUUGAAAUCUCACAAAAUCUGAGCUU